Molecule: messenger RNA, 1407 nt
Organism: Lentinula edodes (shiitake mushroom)
Lineage: Eukaryota; Fungi; Basidiomycota; Agaricomycetes; Agaricales; Omphalotaceae
Product: DEAD-domain-containing protein
Exons: 10
Coding region: 130-1320 (396 amino acids)
Molecular function (GO): RNA helicase activity; ATP binding; RNA binding
Source: RefSeq, a predicted model, not a curated record
CUGAUCAUUUCGUCUCUUGACAGAACCACCUACUGCACGUACAGUCCAACUCUUCGUUUUCUCCUUAAUUUCCGAGAUCUGUCGACUUAUAACGUCGACACUUGGGAAUAAAGCUACUACAACUAAUUCAUGUCCGCUGAAGAACUCCAGGAUGUUGCCGAGAAUGAGAUUGAGUCUAACUGGGACCAGGUCGUAGACAACUUCGACAACAUGGAUCUUAAGCCCGAAUUACUCCGUGGCAUUUAUGCUUAUGGUUUCGAGCGUCCAUCUGCUAUCCAACAGCGAGCUAUCGUACCUGUCGUCAAAGGCCAUGACGUUAUUGCGCAGGCCCAGUCCGGUACUGGCAAGACCGCCACGUUCUCUAUUUCCAUUCUUCAGCAGUUGGAUAUGACCGUUAAGGGAACCCAAGCUCUUAUUCUUGCACCCACUCGUGAGCUGGCUCAACAAAUUCAAAAAGUCGUUGUCGCUCUUGGCGACUACAUGAACAUUGAGUGUCACGCUUGCGUCGGAGGCACCAAUGUUCGUGAAGACAUGGCGAAACUCCAGGAGGGUGUUCAGGUUGUCGUCGGUACACCUGGUCGUGUUUUCGAUAUGAUCAACCGGCGUGCCCUCAAAACUGACACUAUCAAGAUUUUCUGUCUCGAUGAAGCUGACGAGAUGUUGUCUCGUGGUUUCAAGGACCAGAUUUAUGAAGUGUUCCAGCUGCUGCCUCAGGAUACCCAGGUGGUGCUGCUUUCUGCUACCAUGCCUGCGGACGUACUCGAGGUCACUAAGAAGUUUAUGCGUGACCCCGUCCGUAUUCUCGUCAAGAGGGAUGAGUUGACUCUCGAAGGUAUCAAGCAAUUUUACAUCGCUGUGGAAAAGGAAGAGUGGAAGCUCGACACACUUUGUGAUCUGUACGAGACCGUUACGAUCACUCAAGCCGUUAUUUUCUGUAACACCAGACGGAAGGUUGACUGGCUUACGGAGAAAAUGCAUUCCCGCGAGUUUACAGUAUCUGCCAUGCAUGGAGACAUGGAACAGAAGCAGCGGGAGGUCCUGAUGAAGGAAUUCCGAUCUGGUUCCUCUCGUGUGUUGAUUACCACUGACCUUCUCGCUCGUGGUAUCGAUGUACAGCAAGUGUCUUUGGUUAUCAACUACGAUUUGCCCACCAAUCGUGAAAACUACAUUCAUCGUAUCGGCCGUGGCGGUCGAUUCGGACGAAAAGGUGUUGCCAUCAACUUUGUCACCACUGAUGAUGUGAGGAUGUUGCGCGAUAUUGAACAGUUUUACAACACCCAGAUUGACGAAAUGCCUCUCAAUGUUGCCGAUCUCAUUUGAGUACGCUUUGCUCAAGCUGUUUUAGGAAGCUGCUUACCGAAGAAUGUACAAUGUACAUCCGUUUUAAUAAAGCGUGUGAGGGUGCGA